Molecule: messenger RNA, 267 nt
Organism: Arabidopsis lyrata subsp. lyrata
Lineage: Eukaryota; Viridiplantae; Streptophyta; Magnoliopsida; Brassicales; Brassicaceae
Source: RefSeq, a predicted model, not a curated record
AUGAAGACAAUACCAAUAAUAUUCCGUUCAUAUGAUAAAGUAAAAAAAAAACAGGAACAGCUUUUUUCAAUUGCUAGAUUCCAAAAAUCACUUUUGUUAUUGAGAUCCCGCGGUUACAAAGGGGGAUAAUCUAACGGUUAAAAAAUACAACAGAGUGUGGCAAUAUUUCAAGUUAGAUCAGAAGUACUAGGUAUUCAGUUAAUCACAAGGAUGGAUACUUAUCUUAUUAUCACGACUUGGAGACUUGCAAGAAUGGUGGAUAAGUGA